AUGGGCGGCUGGUGCGCCGUCUACCUGGCCGACACCUUGCUCAGGUCCUCCGCCACGCACCGGAUCAGCUACGAGUCCUGGCUGGCCUCCCGGGGGCUGAUGCUGUCUCCCUUCCACGUGCGCUGGCAGACCACCAUGUUCAACCGGCUGUUCGCCCACUGCGCGCGCAUCAACCCCCGGGCGCUCUACCUGUGGUUCAACAGCGGCCUGGUGUUCGGCGUGGUCGCCAUGUUCGGCUCGGUUGUGCUUCUGGUCAGAACCCUCCAGCAGACGUACGCGCAGAUGACCACCGACAACCCUCGGAUCGGAGGUCAGCAGGCGCUCCAGGUGGUGGUCCCCGGCGUGAAUCUGCCCACCAGCCAGCUGGCCUACUUCUUCAGCGCCCUGCUGCUCAGCGGCAUUUUGCACGAGCUGGGCCACGCCGUGGCGGCUCUCAGGGAGCAGGUGAGGGUUAACGGCUUUGGGAUGUUUGUGUUCGUGGUCUAUCCCGGAGCCUUCGUGGACCUCUUCACCACACACCUGAACCUCAUAUCUCCCACCCAGCAGCUCCGCAUCUUCUGUGCAGGGGCUUCGUUAGCCCGCCUGCCCGCCGUCACACAGCUGGAUCUUUCCCGGAACAAACGUCUGUUCAACAGCGGCCUGGUGUUCGGCGUGGUCGCCAUGUUCGGCUCGGUUGUGCUUCUGGUCAGAACCCUCCAGCAGACGUACGCGCAGAUGACCACCGACAACCCUCGGAUAGGAGGUCAGCAGGCGCUCCAGGUGGUGGUCCCCGGCGUGAACCUGCCCACCAGCCAGCUGGCCUACUUCUUCAGCGCCCUGCUGCUCAGCGGCAUUUUGCACGAGCUGGGCCACGCCGUGGCGGCCCUCAGGGAGCAGGUGAGGGUUAACGGCUUCGGGAUGUUUGUGUUCGUGGUCUAUCCCGGGGCCUUCGUGGACCUCUUCACCACACACCUGAACCUCAUAUCGCCCACCCAGCAGCUCCGCAUCUUCUGCCGCGGGGUCUGGCACAACUUCGUCCUGUGCCUGCUGGCGCUGGCAUUCCUCUUCCUGCUGCCCAUCCUCCUGCUGCCCCUCUACUCCACCGGCGCCGGGGCGCUGGUCACCGAGGUGGUGCCGGGCUCGGCGGCCGACGGCCCCCGGGGGCUGGCCGUGGGGGACAUCGUCACGGCGAUGGAGGACUGCCCGGUGCGGGGCGUGGAGGACUGGACCGCCUGCCUGUCCCGGCUCUCCAGGGAACCGCAGACGGGCUACUGCGUCCCCGCCGCCAGCCUGCAGCCCAGCUGGGCCCACGGCCGAGGAAGCUGCUAG
Molecule: messenger RNA, 1308 nt
Organism: Menidia menidia (Atlantic silverside)
Lineage: Eukaryota; Metazoa; Chordata; Actinopteri; Atheriniformes; Atherinopsidae
Source: the annotation of a GenBank genome assembly